CUAUUUUUUAAAUUAAAAUGUGUGUGUGGAAAUAUUAGAGCUUAAAAGUUAAAUAAAUAAUAAAUUUGACCCAAAUGUGGGGAUAUAGAUGCGCAGUGACUUAGGGAUCAAUUCCCAGUUCCCACUACCGACCGCCGCCAUCGCGAUGUCGGAGAUGGAGGAGAUUGAGCUGGAAGCGGAGGACUUCAACUCGUCUUUACCUCUAAAGAAGGUGCCAUACGGCGACAUUUUCGAGGCCUCACGCGCCGGGGACGUGGAGCGCCUGCGCUACCUAUUGGAGUGCGGUGUGAACGUGAAUGCACGGGAUCAGUGGGACUCGGUGGCGCUCUACUAUGCCUGCCUUGCCGGCCAUCUCGAAGUCGCGUGUAUGCUGCUCGAGAGCGGUGCCAUCUGCUCCGAGCACACCUUCGAUGGCGAUCGCUGCCACUACGCCGCUCUCAAUCUCAAGGUCCGCAAAUUGCUCAAGGCCUUCGAGGCCCGGCCCCCCCCUCUCCAACCAUUGCAGGCCGCCCUCAGAGACACCCUCCUGGCCUGCAAAGCCAAUCGGGCCUAUCUACAACAUCUCUUCAACUCCAACACUCAUACGACUCCACUUGUGUCAGGUAAUGCGUUGAAUGGAGAAUCCAAUUCCAGUUACUCCCCUCCUGAUAUUGUAUUUUAUGUACAAGGAAGACCCCUUGAAGCUCACAGACUUAUCUUGAGUGCCCGAUCCCCAUUCUUUAAGAGAAAGUUUGAGACUGAUUGGAAAGGGAAGAAGGAAGUACGUUUUUCCUGCAAAAAACUUACUUAUCCAUCUUUCUUUAGCCUUGUCCUCUUCUUUUAUUCUGACAGACUGGAAGUAGCCGUUGAUGACAUGGAGGAUCUUGUUAAAAUGUGCCGAGUUUGCAAGUGCCAGUCUCUACAGACUCUUCUUGAGAAAGAAAUAGUUCACCAAAAGCAUGCGGACUACAAAGCCCUUAGAGAGAUAGACAAUUCCCAGAAGAGGUUCAUCUUGCAGGGCCUUUCCCUUCCAGAGGAAGAUCGCCUCCCUGCUGCUUUGGGUCGAGUCCUCCGAAUAUCUCUCGCCAAUUCCUCCAGAGGACGAGACCUAGAGAAUAGGGUCAAUGAUGUAUCUCUUGUUAAUUUAAUGCAGACUACUGCUUGGGAAGAUGAUCUCGCAGAUAUUAGUGUGAGAGUUGAGAAGAACAAAUUCCGUUGCCAUCAAGUCAUCUUAGCUUCAAGAUCUGAAUACUUUAGGGCAAGAUUAUCCCGAAUGAAAGAUUUUCUUGAAGGAAAAGAAUAUUUACCUUAUCAUACUCUUCCGCGUCUUGAAGAACAUGACCUGAGCACAGAGGCCUUUCAAAAAAUGGUGGAAUAUAUGUAUACUGAUGGUCUGAUGGGCAUACACCCUGAUCAGGCCGAAGAUAUGUUUGAUGCUGCUUCAAGGUACCUAUUGUUUCCUCUUAAACGUGCAGUGGCCGAUGCUCUUCUACCACAACUGGAAAUGAUGUCUCCUGCAGAAUUAUGUCAUUGGUUGCUGCUAUCUGACAUGUAUGGUGUCUCCAAGAUUCGUGAAUACUGUCUAGAUGCAGUAGCAUGCAACUUUGACACUUUGGCCAAUAUUCGGGAGUUUCGGGCCAUGCUUUUGACCCUGCCACCUCCAUCUGGGGAUUCAACACUUAGAACAACGGUCCCAAGUGCGCCGGGAGCUGAAGCAAAUAUAAGCAGCCCUGGAAACCUUCUUGAUGAUUUGAGAGAGAAAUGGCUUGAGGCUGAAGGUGCUCAACUCGACAAGAGGGAUGAAAGUGCAUCAAUUUUCGACAGGCGUCUUGAGAUGCUCAUGCUUAUGGCUGAGAAGGAGAAUUCACUCUCUCUUGAAUUGAAUGAAUUAUAGACUACUCUUCAUGUUGAAUAUGCUGGGUUCCUUACCUAUACUUCCACUUCCGGUACCUCCUGCUGAUGGAGAUCUCGGCCCGAUACCCCUUGCUCAAGUGACUGAGGACUUAAAUAAUGAGAGAAAUGAAGACCUGGAUAAAGAUACUGAUAAAUCGACCUCAACUCCAGCAUCAGUAGCUACCUAUACGAGGACAAUCGGGAUUAUAUACCCACCUCCAGACAUCAGAAACAUGUAGACAAAACUGUUUGUUGUUAUAUAACAUCCUUUUUUAGAUAUUGGGGGUUGAUAUGAAACUAUGUGUUGAUAUGAGUGUUACAUGCAUCGCUUUUGCCUCAGUGAUCGACGAGCAACCAUGCAAUCUCAAUUGCACUCUUUUAUUUCAUUAGGUGUAACUGCUCAUUGUCGCAUAUGACUUACAAAGUCGUGUUUCAUUUUUUCUAUUUGUCUUUAGUUGGUUAUUUCGGACUUGUGUUGCAUGGCUAUUGGCCGAUUGCUUGGCAAUGGUCUUUUGUGCGUGAGUUGAAGAUAUAUCAUCUUCUUCCUCACAUUUGCUCUCCUCUAUGCAACUUUUGAACACGAAAAUUCUCUCGAUUGUGACAAAAUAAAAUUGCCAAA
Striga asiatica is the source of this 2491-nucleotide messenger RNA. NCBI's taxonomy places the organism in Eukaryota, Viridiplantae, Streptophyta, Magnoliopsida, Lamiales, Orobanchaceae. The record is from the annotation of a GenBank genome assembly.